AUUUUGCGUGCGUCCAACAAUCAACAUGGCGGACAUUGUGACGGCGAAAUCAGCAGUAGAUGAGGAAAAUGGAAGUGGGGAUAAAUCCAACGUCAGAGACAUAAACAAAGAAGAUGACAAUGCUGGAAAAUCAUUCGAGGAUGGUGAUGGUGCAGACAUGGAGGCCACAUUAGAUACAGAAGAGGAAUUUGGAGGCGAUCCUUUGAGCGAUGCCCAAGUGUUGAAGCUUCAGUCUCCAUCGGAUGAUUCCAUUGCAACCAUGGGGGUUGAUCAGCCUGAGGAGCAGAGAGGGGUGACAGAGGCCACAGCAGAUCAGGCAAUGGAACCUGACAACUAUGAAGACAUAGCCAAACAUAAUAUCAUUCAAGUUGGAGGAGACGACAAAGCAGGAAGAAAGUUGAUCUUCGUCUACUGCAGCAGAUUUCCUCCCAGUAAGUCGUACAACCAGAUGAGAUUGCUAGGCUACAUGAAAGAUACCUUAAACAAGUACGUAGAGAAUGACUACAGUUUAGUGAUCUUCCAGUAUGGCUUGACAAGACAGAACAGACCCUCCUGGAAGUUCCUAGUGGAGGCAUAUAAAAAUUUGGAGAGAAAGUAUAAGAAGAACUUGAAGGCAUUGUACAUUGUGCAUCCAUCUCAGAUCGUCAAGAUGAUCUGGGGUAUUUUCCGUCACAUCGUAAGUGUGAAAUUCAGUCGCAAGGUGACGUACAUCCACUUCCUGUCGGAGCUCGGGGAAACGGUGGAUAUGAAGAAAGUUGAGAUUCCUGCAGUUAUCAAGAGUCAUGAUGAUCAGUUACAAGCACACUAUCAAGCUAAACACACCAAUACCCCAAAAUAUGCAACCAACACAGAUGGUCAAGUACAGACUAAACAGACACUGCCAACUCAGCAGUUUGGAGUUUCGUUGCAGUAUCUGAGAGAGAACGGAGGAGAUCAAGAGCCUAUACCCAAAGUUGUCAGAGAAACAGUUGAAUACCUAAAGAGAAACGGUUUAAGAACAGAAGGACUGUUCAGACGAUGCCCUAAUGCAAUAACUGUCAAGAGAGUGCAAGAAAUGUACAAUAGAGGUGACCCAGUCAACUUUACUGAUGUAGGAGAUGUCCACGUUCCAGCCCUUCUCCUGAAAGCAUUCUUUAGAGAGCUUCCUGAACCAAUCAUGACCUUUGACCUUUACGAUGAUAUCCUCAAAAUUCAUAAUUUGCAAGACAACACAGACAGAGCAGAAGAAUGUAAGACGCUAAUCCAUGAGAGACUUCCGGAGCAAAACAGACUUAUCUUUACCUACGUUGUGAAACUACUCAGAGAGGUAUCCUGCCAUAGCAGUGAAAACCAAAUGUCCGACUCCAACCUUGCAAUUGUGUUUGGACCCAACUUGGUGUGGUCGAAAGACGCCUCCGCUUCCCUCUCUGCCAUGGCACAGAUCAACUCCUUCAUUGCUACGGUACUCUUCAACUAUGAACACAUCUUUCCAAGCAAUGCCGAGGCGGCCAUGUCAGAUAGGACGGAUGGGGACGGAGCGAACGAGAAAGAACUUGCGUCGAAAGAAGACAAGACAGCAGAGGAAUGACUCCCUCGAUGUAUCCUGACCUUAGAUUUAUAGUAUAUACUGUCCAAGAUGAUAUAUAUUUAUUUAUAGAAAUAUAGACCUACUGGGUAGUUCUAUAACGUAUUAAAAUGUAUGAUCCUCAUACCUUCCAAGUGUUUCUAUGAAAUAGGAAAAUUCCUUAUUUGGGGAAAGGAACAUUCCCAUUUUCACCUGUGUGUUCCCAUUUCUGGAAACUUCUUUGUGAUUUGUUCCUAUUCCUUGGAUGUGAGGGUUGGUAGGUAUGGAACCCCUAUUUGUGGGCUCUACCUUUGCAGCAGGUAUCCUGACAUAGCAGUGAAAAUCAAAAUGAUGUACCUCUGUUUAUAAUGCUUUCAAGCUAUCAUGGCAUUAGUGGUUCAUUGAGUGAAGUAAGAAUAGAGGAAAAUCAGGGUCAGAUGUUAAAUAAUAUUUUAUUAUUUUAUAGAAUUGCCCUACUGUAACAUUUGUACAAGGUGUAAAAAUUAGAUUUUUUAUUGAAUAUUAUUUAAUUGUAGGCAAAGCCAAGAUGAGUUUUUUUAUUUGUAGUUAUUUGACCUUAGUUCCAUUUUAGGUAGCUGAUUGCAUCUCGUGUGUACUCUUUUCGUCGCACUUGAUUGCUGUUGAAACGCCCCUGCUUUGUGGCACAGUUUUUGGGCAGAAAUUCUUUUAUUCAGCCUGUCUCACAAUUCAAAAUUGGAGUACACCUGUGUGGAAGUCUUUGAUGGAGCUAAAUACUCAUGUAUUCUACUUAAAUUUUUCUCUUGGAACUGUGUUUAUUUACUUUGUUUAUUUGUUUAUCCAUGAGAGUACAUUCCUUGUUUCAUUCCAUUCAUCUUAUGCAUUAGAGAUCACCAUCACAUCCUUUCAUGGUAACCAAUUUAAAGGGGAAGUUCACCCUGACAAAAAGUUUAUCGUAGAAAUAGCAGAAAAAUAAUUUAAAAAUAUUGCCAUUAUUUCGAGAUGAAUGCUAAUAAUUAGAACUUUAGGACCCUUUAACAAAACUUAGCAUUCGAUUGUAUGACUAAUUUUUGUAAUUGAUUCCUGUGAUCAUUGUGUUCAAUUAAUAUUUACAAAUCAACCGCAUGAUCAUCACUAAUCUUGGUCUAGAUGGUCCCAGAUCUCUUAAUUCAUUUUAUUGUUGUUGCAUUGUUUACAUGUACUUUUGAUCCCAAAGAAGAGCUUUUUGUUUUGUAAACAUAUAAUGAUAUGUACAUGUACAAUAUCGAUGUUAGAGAUCAUUUAAUAAUUACUUGCCAUUGUUGUUGUUGUGGGAUGUAUAGUAACUGGUGUUGGGUGACUUGAGCUUUAGCAAUAAUUGGAAGAAUACUAUCGAGAUGUAAUCCUAUUUGGAGUCAUAGCACAAUCGUUAAUCCUGUACAUAGAACUACACAAUUAUUUUGUGAAAAUUAAUUUUUGGACUCCCCUUUAGUUUCACCAUAGGUUGAAUAGUAACUGCAUAUACACUGUACUGUUAUGAUUUCAAGGAAUGAAAUAGUGUGUUGGAAAAAAAAGCUACAAGAAGUAUCCACAACUUUUUUCGAAGUAUGUAAUAUUAAAGGUCAAGUCCACCCCAGAAAAAUGUUGAUUUGAAUAAAUAGAGAAAAAUUAAGCUAGCAUAAUGCUGAAAAUUUCAUUAAAAUCGGAUGUAAAAUAAGAAAGUUAUGGCAUUUUAAAGUUUCACAUAUUAUUCACAAAACAGUGAUAUGCACAACUCAGUGACAUGCAAAUGAGAGAGUCGAUGAUGUCACCAUUUCUUUUGUUUUUUAUUGUUUGAAUUAUGCAAUAUUUCAUUUUUUACAGAUUUGACUAUAAGGACCAACUUGACUGAACCAUAUAGUAUUAAACAAUGCUAAUUCCACAUGUUCAGGAGGAAUUAAUCGUUGUUUCACUUGACAAUGAGGAGAAAAUUAGAAUAUUUCAUAUAAUAAUAUACAAAAGAAAUAGUGAGUAUAUGACGUCAUCAGUCUCCUCAUUUGCAUACUGACCAGGAUGUGCAUAUAACUGUUUUGUGAAAUUAAGCGAAACUUUGAAAUGUCAUAACUUUCAUAUUUUACAUCCAAUUUUGAUGAAAUUUUCAGUGUUAUGCUUGUUGGAAUUUUCUCUUUUUAUUCAUAUCAACUUUGUGUUGGGGUGGACUUGUCCUCUAAUAAUGAUAUAGGAUUUAUGUAGUGCACGUAUCCACCUUUUUAGGGGCUCAAGGUGCUCCUAUAUUAGCCCUGCUAAGCUAGUCUACUGAUUUCGUCAAACAAUGCCCGGGGCCUGUAACAUAAAGCUUAGCGAUUGAUCGUAAGGCUUAUAUUUUACAAUCAAUCAUACAAAAUAAUCAGUGGUAGACAUCAGCUCCACGGUCAAAUGCUAACUUUUAUGUUACAUGCCAAUGAACUUCUCAGAUGAAAUUCAAUUCUUUAAACUAUCUUAAAAUGGUGACAUUUCAUUAUACGCAGUGCAUGAGAGCAUCAAGCAUCAUGUCAAAGUUCAAAGUUUAUUUCCAUGGUUAGUUGCCUAACAUAGCAACAUGCAACACAUGGAGACCAAUCCUGCCGGGAGAAUUUUCAGUGGUAGGCCCGUGGUUGUACAUUUAAAAAGAAAUCUUAGGUAUCUUGACCGACCACUAGGCACAUUAAACUCUGGCCGUAACUGUAUGCCUCCAAAAACUUUGAUUACGAUGAAUUAGCAGCUGAAUUUGUGAUUUUAAUUUCAAAUCCUGUACGGGUGGGUGUUUCACAAACCCGUUCUUAAGUUACAAACAACUGGUGACCGUUUCAUGUGGAACAUGGCUAAUGACGUGUCACUGACUUAGCACCUAAGAACAUGUUCCAGUCAUUUAUUUUACUGACGGCUUUAUGAAACGCCAACCCGACUAUCUAACUGCCUUUAUAGAAGCCAAACAUUGUGAACGGCUGGAAAGUGAGGAAUGCCAAAAAGAGUGCUAAAAAUCACCAACAUGAAUAAACUAUGUGUUAUUAUUCUACCUUGGAGAAAGUACCCAUCUAAAGGCAGUAUUUUCCUAAUUACUGAUUAUUUACUCAUUCUCUUCGAUGCUUAGAGACCUCAUUACAAUGUGACAAAGUUGAACAUACAGGCCCGUACUCUGAAGUCGGGUUUAAUUUAAACUCUGGUUUAAAGUUGCGGUUUAACUAUGGACAGCCAAUAGUUGCGUAAAUCUCUAACAAUAUAAUAUAAAUGUAUCAGCUCAUUUUUCGCUCAAAUCAUUUGUAACUGUUUCGGAAAGAUAACUUUCUUCACAAUUCCACGAGUUAGGAAAGAGCACAGUAAGCAUAAGAAACAUGCAAUGUAAUGAAAAUUUUGAUGUGUUUGGCCUUCCAUAAAUUUAGCAAAGCGUUAGACCAUGAUCUCAGUUAAACCUGACUUCAGAAUAUGGGCCAUAGUGUAUAGAAGAGGAAUAUUAUCCUCAUCAUUAUUACCAGAAUCAUUUAGCACACAAUAUUCAUUUCUACAUUAGACUGCCAUUUCGUUUGAUUAUUUGUAAGUAUUCAUUUGGUGAUUUGUUAUCUUAGCCGGAGUCUCAGUAAAGUGAUUUCGGUAAUAC
Lytechinus pictus (painted urchin) is the source of this 5114-nucleotide messenger RNA. RefSeq names its product rho GTPase-activating protein 8-like. The coding region runs from base 26 to 1567 and encodes 513 amino acids. The record is from RefSeq and is a predicted model, not a curated record. Lineage: Eukaryota; Metazoa; Echinodermata; Echinoidea; Temnopleuroida; Toxopneustidae. Gene Ontology annotation, cellular component: cytoplasm. Gene Ontology annotation, molecular function: GTPase activator activity. The transcript is spliced from 11 exons. Gene Ontology annotation, biological process: negative regulation of endocytic recycling; small GTPase-mediated signal transduction.